UAAAAGAUUUGAAUUUUGAAAGUAAUAUUUAAUAGAGCGUCUCUUGCUUUGGCUGUUGCCUGUGCUGCGAAAGUUCUCUGCUGGCUUCCAUCAUUUUGCUCCUUAUCUCUUCCUUUUGAUCCCAUUUUCGUUUCGAAAGGAUCUCCGGAGGAGAAACAAAAGGCUUGAAAAUGGGUCGUGGAGUUAGCAGCGGUGGUGGACAGAGCUCCUUGGGCUACCUGUUUGGAGGCGGAGAACCUGCCAACAAUGUGCAAGCUUCUCAGAAACCCAAUGGAUCUUCUCAGCCUACCUCUUCUACCGCGCAAGCUACCGAUAAAAACAUACCUGCUGGCGUUCCUGCUGGCAUUCCCGCGAAUUGUACUAACAAUUACUACAGGGCGGAUGGACAGAACUGUGGGAACUUUAUCACGGAUCGCCCAUCAACCAAGGUUCACGCCGCACCUGGUGGCGGGUCUUCGCUGGACUUCCUUUUCGGAAACGGUAGGAGCUAAGCUGACCAAGAAAGCAGCUCGCCCCUUCAUUGGCGCCUAUGAUACGUAAACUAGAAAGUUACAUGUACCUUUGAAAAACUUAGUCUUUUUUGUCUUUCGAAUUGUGGUAUUUCCUUCUGCACGAGGUAGUCUCUCCUCAUUGCCAGAAUCGCAGACAUGUUUGCUGCUGAACUUUGUAUGGUUGGCUCUUGAUGCUUUGUUUUGAAACAAUUGAUUGUUGUAUCUUUCUCUGAAUCUCUGGCAUCUGCUGGUUACUCAACUUGUAUAACUCUGUCUCUUUGCAUCCUAUUAGGAUCAAACUCUUUUUUAAAUCUUGAUUUUUUACCCCA
Momordica charantia (bitter melon) is the source of this 820-nucleotide messenger RNA. Its product is annotated as protein SPIRAL1-like 3. Gene Ontology annotation, cellular component: cortical microtubule, transverse to long axis. Gene Ontology annotation, biological process: cortical microtubule organization. The record is from RefSeq and is a predicted model, not a curated record. NCBI's taxonomy places the organism in Eukaryota, Viridiplantae, Streptophyta, Magnoliopsida, Cucurbitales, Cucurbitaceae.